Molecule: messenger RNA, 2261 nt
Organism: Echinops telfairi (small Madagascar hedgehog)
Lineage: Eukaryota; Metazoa; Chordata; Mammalia; Afrosoricida; Tenrecidae
Gene: NAA40
Product: N-alpha-acetyltransferase 40, NatD catalytic subunit
Exons: 7
Coding region: 58-708 (216 amino acids)
Cellular component (GO): nucleus
Molecular function (GO): histone H4 acetyltransferase activity; protein N-terminal-serine acetyltransferase activity; histone H2A acetyltransferase activity
Source: RefSeq, a predicted model, not a curated record
AGAAAGUCGAGCAAAGCGAAGGAGAAGAAGCAGAAGCGGCUGGAGGAGCGAGCAGCGAUGGACGCUGUCUGUGCCAAAGUGGACGCCGCCAACAGGCUCAGAGAUCCCUUAGAGGCCUUUCCUGUGUUCAAGAAGUACGACCGCAACGGGUUAAAUGUCUCCAUUGAAUGUAAGCGAGUCUCGGGACUGGAGCCAGCCACCAUCGACUGGGCCUUUGACCUCACCAAGACCAACAUGCAGGCCAUGUAUGAGCAGAGUGAGUGGGGCUGGAAGGACCGAGAGAAGCGGGACGAGAUGACGGACGACCGGGCCUGGUACCUCAUUGCCUGGGAAGACCGGUCCGUCCCCGUGGCUUUCUCUCACUUCCGGUUUGACGUGGAGUGCGGGGAUGAAGUCCUGUACUGCUAUGAGGUGCAGUUGGAAAGCAAGGUGCGGAGGAAAGGCCUGGGGAAGUUCCUCAUCCAGAUCCUGCAGCUCAUGGCCAACAGCACCCAGAUGAAGAAGGUGAUGCUGACGGUAUUUAAACACAAUCACGGCGCCUACCAGUUCUUCAGAGAAGCGCUGCAAUUCGAAAUUGAUGACUCUUCCCCCAGCAUGUCUGGCUGCUGUGGGGAAGACUGCUCCUACGAGAUCCUGAGCCGAAGGACCAAGUUUGGGGACAGCCAGCACUCUCACUCGGGCGGGCACUGUGGUGGCUGCUGCCACUGAGCCCCAGAGCCCCUUUGAGGCCCACCACUUGCUCCUCAGGCCCAUCUUCCCUCCGCUCUAGCCUCUGGCGGGGCGUCCUUGGAGCCUUGACCUCAGCCCUGCCCAGACCAGGCUGUCCCCCAAAGCAAAGACUCCCUUGGGGAGGCGAUGGUUCAGACUGCAGACACGCCCUCCUCUGAUCUCCCUGGAGAGCGAAUGCCGGCCAAUCGGGGGGAGAGGAGGCAGCCCCCAAACUCAGCCGGAGUCGCUUCCUCACACCAGGCUUGAGGGCCCCACUUCUGUGCAGCUGGAGUUCCCCACAGCUGCUGGACGCUCACCUGGACAGAUGGCGGGGUCCUGCGCACCACCUCACAGGCCUGGAGCCCCUGGCUCCAGAGAGGGCAGUCGGGGAGUAGCUCAGGGCAGCACAAAGAAGGGGGCUGAGAUAGGGAGCUCUUCGUGGAUCUGCAGUGAGUAGCCCACAGGGGACCAUCGGACUCCAGGAGGAAGUCGCCCUUAUUGCCACCGUGGGAGGAGCAAAGGUCACCCUUGCCGUUGAAACUCUGCCACAGUCUGAGCUGAGCUGCUCAGGCUGCGAGUGUUUGUUCUGGGAGAAAACCAGAGCUCACACCCUCGCCUCCGCCCCUCGCUCUAUCUCAGGGGACAAACGUCAGGGAGCCCUGCUCUGCUCUGCAGGGUCCUGGCCUGGACCCAGGAUGUGCUUCCUUCAUACCUUGGUGCUGAUAGCUCUCUGAAGGCGGGCGCUCCCACCUCCUUCCGAGAGCCCCCAGCCAGCAGCAGGCCGCUCUGCCUGCACGCCUCCUGCCUCAGGGAGGCACACCGCUGCCUCUGGUACCGGCCUAGGCCCAGCCUGAGUCCCCGACUGGAUCAGAGGUGGCAGCAGUAGUGACUAACCAAAUCUUUACCCAGGAGAAGGUACCGGCACUCCCGCUUGCGGGAGGGCCUGCCACUGGCCUUUUGACUGCUCUAGCCCUCACCAUCUGCCCAGCUCUCUGGUCGGGGCUGGGCACCAGCCCCUCUGCCGGGCACCCCUGCCACUCUGGACCCCACCAGCAGUGUGACUGGCAGCUCUACACUGGAGGGAGCCCACCCACACCCCGCCCUGGGCUUCCUGGAGCCCCUGGCUGGAAGCCAGUGAACUGGUUCCUCCCAGGGGCCCUGCAGCCAGCAAGUGUGUUGGGGUGUCUCUCCAAGGACAUGGGUCAGGUAGUAGGUUUUGGACCAAAAGGGGCCCCAGUGUCCACAUCAGGUGAGUUCACACCAUCUAUCCUUUCGGCCACUUCCCACAGGGCUUCACAUCUCAGGCCAGCCCAGCACGCCGCCCUGGCCUUGGGGACCCCGCUCACGUCUUCCCCCGGGCCUUUGGUGGGGCGCUCCGUGUCGUGCUCCCACCCCGUCUCGUUGUGUCGGUGACACACGUUUCGUUCUGUUUGUCGUGUUAGAGGAUAUUGGGGGACUCCUUGAUGGCCUUUUGUUAUCACUGGGGCUGCAGGGGAAACUCUGGCCUCCUAUCCGUUGGAUUUGUAUGUCGCAAAUAAAAGACACUUUGUUCA